Molecule: messenger RNA, 4704 nt
Organism: Rodentolepis nana
Lineage: Eukaryota; Metazoa; Platyhelminthes; Cestoda; Cyclophyllidea; Hymenolepididae
Source: the annotation of a GenBank genome assembly
AUGGAAAACAAGCCUCAUCCAUCUUACCGGGCUGCGAAGUUAUUGAGGGAUCCUCUCUUGGAUCCAUCUUGCAAAACUCCUCUCUAUAGAAUAGAUGGUGUAGUGCAGGGGGCCUCUCAUCCAAGUCACAUAGAUGUUGUUGAUCCUCGAUUGGCUCCUCAACUACGUGCAUUUUGUAAAAUUCCUGGGUUGGACUUUGAGGUUCCAAACUUUAAGUAUGAUAUUUAUUAUAUCGGGAAAUAUCCAGAUAAAGAAGUCACAUUUUCCAACCUUAAUGAUAAUAUAACGACGAAAAAUUUGAAUCAAAUGUGUCAACAAUUCGGUGCUAUCGAGGAGGUCAAAGUUUAUUUUCAUCCUCAGACCCAAAAGCACAUGGGGAUAGGCAAGGUCGUUUUUCGUCUCGCUAAAAGUGCCCAACUCUGCGUGGAGAAGUUGAACAAAACCUCCAAAAUGGGCAACAUAAUGACAGUCGAAUUGGAUAAAUUUGGUGAAAAAAGACAUUCACUUUUAUUCAAUCUUUUUAAUCAGUUAUCUCAAACCGCUCAAAUAAAGCCGCAUAGAAAUGACGUAGUAACUUCUUCCAGUAGACCCGAGGAUCCUCCCAAACAUUCCAUUCCUCCACAACUGUUGCCUAAUCCCUUGGAGAUUAAAUCUUCGUCAUAUCGCGGUGAUUCUCCAAAAGAUCGCUCCUAUCGUUCUACUCUCCCUUCUUUGAAUCACCUUCCACCACUAUCAUCUUCACUCAAUGGGAUCGCACUAUCAAAUGAAGACCCACUUGAUGUCCGAAUACGAAAAUUGCUUCUCUCAUCCUCUACCUCCUCGGAGUCUCCUAGUCAGUUUAAAAAAUCACCACUUCUUCCCAUAAUUAAACCGAAUCCCACACCCCUUCUUCGGAGCCCUUCUCUGCUUCCAGUACCAACACCCACACAUUCGUCCAACAGAGUGAUCUCAAUUCAAGAUUCCCAGUCCCCAAAUGUCAGCGCCUCCUCUUCAACGCGUAGAACUCUUCUUCCUCUGCCACCAGUUGAAGAGGAGGCUAAAUCAGAAAAGAAGACGCUAUCUCCUCUUCCGUCUGUGAAACUCCCUCUCCUUUCACAAGUUCUCCCUGCUGUGAAUUACUCCCACGUUACCCAGUUAGCGGUGGAGACCUCUUUUCAGUUUGUAACGGAGCUGCGGAAUAUCAUUAGGAUGGAUCUAGAGCGCAGACUCAUUGAGGGCUGCGCUUUUCGUGUCUUUGAUGAUUGGUGGGAAGCUCAAAAGAGAUUGGAACACAGAAGGAAUAUUUUAUCGAGGGGCAAUCUAACUAGGCCUCUUGGAGACUUCAACGCUCAAUCUUCGUCACCCUCUUCAAAUGCUCAAAUUAUUAAUCGGUCAACCAAAAUCGACCCAAGCGGUGAUAUCUCUUUCCUUUUUCAAGGUCUUCGAUCCACCUUGCCAAAAAUAAAACGAAAGCCUAAACCACCUCCAUCACCUCAGCAGCGAGAGGGAGUACAAGGAAAAAGGGCAGUUUUCUCUUCGGCUUCUACGCCAUCUUCUCUUUCGCGAUCUACAUCUAGGUCUCUGUCUCCCCAUUCCAAAAGACGUCAUUCCAAAAAUAGAAAGUCCAGAGGUGAUAUUAAUAGGAGAGAAGGCAAGAGUAGGCGGGACCACCGAAUUCAUCACAGAAGACUAUCUUCCACAUCAUCUUCACUUUCUCUUAGACGUGCUCGUUCUCCUCACUCAGAUUCCACUGAACCCACUACUUUCGCAUCUCUAUCUUCACCGAGGAAGCAGACCAAGCCUUAUCGGAAAGUUUCAACGAAACAACGCGCGAGUUCUCUUAGUAAUUCAGACAUUGAACCUCCUCGCAGUCGCAGAGUGGUAAAAAGGGGAUUAAGCACUUCCAGUUCCACCAGCAGUCAGUCAAAGUCUUCUGCAAUGUGUAUUAGUCCCUUACCUUUGGUAAAUCAGAAAUCGGUUUCUGCAAAACUUACACUGCAGAAAAAAACCGUUUUCUCUGAUAGUUCGUCGGAUUCGGAAAAUUCCCAAAAAGAUGGGGAUGAAAGGUGCUUGAAUGCAUUCCCUACGUUGGUGCAGUCCGCUGUCAAGGAACGUCAUUCAAAUAAGUCGCCUUCCUCCUCACCGCUUGAAUCCAACCCCAGUGAGCUUUCGCACUCGCCACCUGUUAGAAGGCCUGAACCUAUAAUUAAGCCCUCCAUUGCCGAGUCCUCUGAUCUUAAUUCUGAUGAGUCCGAUGAAGAAAACAUCGCAUUAGCAAUUCGACUUAAGAGACGGGAGGAGGAGCUUCACAGAAAAGGAAUGGCUACUGCUAAAGGUAGUAGGCGUAGGACUACCACUGUAAACGAGCUUAUCAAUGGAACUCCCCAACCCUCCAGCUUGCCAAAUGGAUUACUGGCACGAUCGCGUCAGAAUCAGAAAUUACGGCUUCGUGAAAGUGAGAUUGAUGCUCUGUCGGAUAUCAGCAACGGGGAGAGUGAUUCUCGUCAAUCCUCCUUUGUAGCAUCCAAGACAUCGUCGAGACAUCGCAUCCAGUCUCUCUUUCCGGACGAUGACUACGAAUCUCAACAGUCAAGUCAGCGACUCGAAUCCCGCUUUUCUUAUCAGGAGGAAUCUGCUUCCUCGAGAGGCGCUUCAGAUGUUGAGGAGUCUUUGGAUGAGGAAUGUUCACUUGAAGGGUUGCCUCGGUCAUCACAUCAGAAACCCACUGAGAUUGAUGUGGAGUGUAAACGACGGCAACGAGAAGCACUUAGCCACCCGGAUUUGGAAGGCGACUCCUGUGACUCCAUUGAUGUCGUUGAGACUGUUGAGCGUACCUAUCAGUGGCCUGGUGACUUGAUGCAAGAACAUAACUACUUCCAUCUUCCAGACUGUGGAUUAAGGAUCCGCUAUCGUGUCUCGAAACGUGAAGCCCGUAGACGUAUUUCUUCAGAGACUAAUUUCACCCUUGCUUCAAUCGCAACUAGUGGGGAGGAAGAAAAUAAAGCUACAUCACAUAUUGCACGUAACAUGUCGCCGAAACCGCUCCUCACGUGCUCUGCUUCAGUUCAGUCCAUUCGACAAGAACAGGAACUCCGAACAGUGGGAAGUAGCAAUAGUGUUCCCCCAACUUCUGGUGCUGUGCGUCCAAGUGGACAGGAGAAUAAGAAACAGCCGCUCAAACGCUCUGGUGUGGGAUCCAGAGAGUUGGCUAAUCUUUUGACCCCUGUGGAAGUGUCUAAGCCUCCUCGGUCUGCUCCUUCAUUCGAAGAGCGACAGUCAGAUAUCAAAUUCGCUCCUCGUUCUAAAGAAGAGGAGGAAAUGAUACUAAGCUCUUUUCUUGAAGUUGGCAUCGAUUCUGAGGAUGUUGGCAUGUUCCACGAGCUCUACAAUCUAAUACGUGAUGAUCGAGGCUCUAAACUUUUGGCCUCAGUGGUUGAAUCAUCCCACGUCUGUUAUCCACAUAAACUCCUCAAUAUGAUAAGCAAAACUGCGUGGGUUGAUCAUCCACCCUCCUUUGUGCCGGAUCCUCCUGAUGUGAAAGGGUUCAUUGAUGCUCAGGGUCGACUCCACACUGAUGCCUCUACUGCGGUGGGCAACAAGGAAAACUCACGUAAACGUCGUCGUCCAGCUCGAAAUUGUCGGGCGAAGCGAUCGAGACUUGAUCUGCUAAUUUCAGAGUCGGCGUACACUUCAUCAAUCUCGGAGGAGGAUUCUAUUCCUGAGUCGCCUAGUGUAUUCGGGGAUUCUGUAGAAUGCUUUAGUUCGACCAUGUUAUUGCAACGUCGACGACUGAUUGAGCAGAUGGCUUCUGUGGCCCACUGUAGGGCUACUUUGGUUGGUGAGGGUCAUUUUAAUCAAAUUCGAAGAAAACGAAGGUCGAUAUCUGAUGAUGCGACUAUGCAUCUUGGUCCUGCUGCUGAAAGUCCACCAGUUCAUUCCACUGGCAAGUUUCUUUAUUUUGUGGAUUUUUUUCAAAGAUGUUGUGCCAGAACUCAGGGUUACUACCGUCUGGAUCAGAGCCAACGGUUUCGCCGUUCCUGGUGUGUGGGUCAGAGCAGAAUGGCUGAGGAUGGGAGACAACGAGUUCCUCUACCCCUCACUCCAGCUACAGUUCCUCUGAAUAUCAUCAACGCUGCUCAAGAUAGUCUUGCUGGUGAACUCACUGAACAAGGUUCUAAAGCCAAACGAAAUAAGGUCACUCAAGCUCGUGAGGUUCGUUCUGUUCAACGGCGUCUCCUCGCCGAGUUCCAGGAUAUUGAAACUGGUGAUUUGCUCAAGUUCAACCAUCUUGAAUUUCGAAGAAAGGAACUUACUUUUGCAAAGUCUCCUAUUCAUCAGUGGGGUUUGUUUGCUCUGGAGCCCAUUUCAGCUGAUGAGAUGGUGAUCGAGUAUGUUGGGCACGUUGUUCGAAGAUGCGUCUCCGAGUUGCGCGAAAAGCAGUAUAUGCAAAGAGGCAUUGGCUCAUCCUAUCUCUUCAAAAUCGACGACAACCUUGUAAUUGAUGCAACUAUGUAUGGAAAUAACGCUCGUUUCAUCAAUCACAGUUGUCAGCCGAACUGUUUUGCCAAGGUAAUAACAGUGGAGGGUCAAAAGAAGAUAGUGAUUUAUGCCAAACGGGAUAUUCAAGUGCUGGAGGAGAUCACCUAUGACUACAAGUUCCCCUAUGAGGACGUCAAAGUUCCCUGUCAAUGUGGCGCACCGCAGUGUCGCAAAUUUCUUAAUUAG